Molecule: messenger RNA, 2319 nt
Organism: Didymella exigua CBS 183.55
Lineage: Eukaryota; Fungi; Ascomycota; Dothideomycetes; Pleosporales; Didymellaceae
Exons: 3
Coding region: 1-2319 (772 amino acids)
Cellular component (GO): fungal-type vacuole membrane
Source: RefSeq, a predicted model, not a curated record
AUGCUCGGCUUCCUGGCCAGCGAGGGCAUCGACGAGUACGCCAUGCAGGCCGUCGGCUUCACGCCCACCAUGCUGGCCCUCGACGGCCUGACUGCCCACGGCGCCCGCGUGCGCAUCGAGGGCGACUUCUCCAUGGACGCGUCGCGCGUCAAGAAGCAGGGCGUGCGCAACAUGGGCCGCCUGGGCACCUGGUUCGCCCGAGAGGCUGAGACGGGCCCGGUCGAGGCCGACGUCUACCUGCCCGACUACGGCGACGUGCUGGUCGGCACCGCCAGCAUUCCCGGCGUCAGGGUCGACAUCAGGAACGGCCACACCACGCACAUCUCCCUGGUGGCCACUGUCGCGCCCGGCUCCAGCGAGGGCAUCCGCAGUGUCGCGCACGACUACCUCGAUGGCCGCCUGAAGCAGAUCCGCGUCCGCGGCAAGGCCAGUGUGCCGAUCCGCUCUGGCAUAAUCAACCUCGGCAGGCAGACUGUCGAGCACGCACUCGUCUUGCACAGCGGCGACGUCCCGGGCCUGCCCAAGUACAACGUGACGCGGCUGACCCUCCGAGAAGCCGGCCACGGACGCACGGGCCUGGGCGCCUCCGCCUCCAUCCUCGUCGAGAACAGCUUCCCUCCCGUGUCGGUCAACGUCCCUCCCGUAGCGGUGGAUGUCCUGAUCGGCGGCUGCGCGCCCUCGGACAGCCACCUCAAGGUCGGCACUGCCGAGACGCCCGAGCUGCACGUCCGGCCGCAGACCGACGUCAGCGUCAACGUCACCGGCCACGUCGAGAAGAUGGCCGACCCGCUGACCCAAGUCUGCCCCGACUCGGCAAAGUCGCCUCUCGACGCCUUCAUCGGUGACUACAUGAGCGGCGACGACGCCACCGUCUACAUCAACUGCUGCAGGUUCCCGGACCCCGCCACCCCCGACUGGGCCCGCCAUGUCCUCCGGGACAUGACGGUGGCCGUGCCUUUUGGCGGAAGGGAGAUGGGCAGCCUGGUCAAGAACUUCUCCAUGGCCAACAUGCACUUCUCUCUGCCCAGUCCCUGGGCGGAGCCGGGCACGCCAGAGGCCAACCCCUCCAUCUCAGCGACGGUCAAGGUCGACAUUGGGCUGCCAAGCGAGAUGAAGUUCCCCCUGGACGUCAACCAGAUCAAGGCCGAUGCCGACAUCUUCUACAAGGAGAAGCUGCUCGGCAAGAUGAAGCUGGACAAGUGGCAGCGCGCCAACUCGACCAGGAUCGAAGCCCACGGCGGCGGCGGUCCCUCGCUGCUGGUGCAGUCUGAGAUUGAAAAGGCGCCAAUCGAGAUCCAGGACGACGACUUGUUCAGCGAGGUCGUGCAGGCCCUCAUCUUCGGCGGGAAGCCAAUCAACAUGGACAUGAAGGCCGCUGUUGACGUUGGCCUCGACACCCCCAUGGGCAAGCUUGCGGUCCGGGGCAUCCCCGCCCACGGUACCGUGCCUGUCAAACACGGCGGCGGCGGGGCCCCGUCCAUGAUGGACCGCCUGCACCUAAAGGUUGGCGACAUGGCCAUUGUGGGUACUUCGCCCACCUCCAUCACCCUCCAGAUCAAGUCCAACUUCACCAAUCCCACAAACUACACCGCAACUGUCCCCUACUUGAACAUCAACGUCCUCGUAAACGGGACCCUCGUCGGCUCGGCCACGGUCGAGAACAGCACCGUCCGCCCCGGCAACAACUCGGGCACCCUCGUCACCGUGCUCUGGGACCCGUACGGCUGCGGCGGCGCAGACGGCAAGGCCGUCGGCGCAGAGUGGCUCUCGCAGUUCAUCUCAGGCUUCAACGUCUCGCUCACAAUGCAGGCCCACAACGGCACCAUCCCCACCCAGCCCGCGCUCGGCCACCUGCUCAGCCGAUUCCCCAUCACCGUCCCCGCACCGCACAUGUCGGCCGGCGACCCGUCCGACGACCCGUCCGACGACCCCGCCGCGCCGCCCUCGGACGGAAAGCAGCACUUUAUCCGCUCCGCCACAAUGCACAUACUCUCCUCCACCGCGCUCUUCACGCUCUUCUCCCCCUUUAGAUCAACGACAAUGUACCUCACCUCCCUGAACGCAACGGCCUUUUACGACGGCCACGAGGCCGGCAAGAUCCUGUACGGCCUGCCGUUUGCCGUGCCGCCGGGCCUGUCGGAGAGCCCGCGGCUCCCUGUCGACUGGAGCUUUGGCAGUCUGGGGUACGAGGCUAUCCGCAAGGCCCUCGGCGGACAGCUGAAGCUCAGUGCGUUUGCGAUUGUGGGCGUGCGGAUUGGGGAGUGGCGCGAGACGAUUUGGUACAAGGGUGGCAAGAUUGGCGCCAAUGUCAGGCUGUGA